Messenger RNA from Hyaloscypha bicolor E, 1836 nucleotides. Its product is annotated as putative formate dehydrogenase. The record is from RefSeq and is a predicted model, not a curated record. The coding region runs from base 446 to 1726 and encodes 426 amino acids. Gene Ontology annotation, cellular component: cytosol. Gene Ontology annotation, molecular function: oxidoreductase activity, acting on the CH-OH group of donors, NAD or NADP as acceptor; NAD binding; formate dehydrogenase (NAD+) activity. The transcript has 4 exons. Lineage: Eukaryota; Fungi; Ascomycota; Leotiomycetes; Helotiales; Hyaloscyphaceae.
GUCGGCAUGGCGAGGGGAGGGGAGGAGAGGACUAUAAAAGCGGGAACUGCCCCCGGGGAGCAAGUCUGCAUAUAUUUCAUCUCGUCUGCUUGAAUUUAAUUUGAUUCACUUCACUUCUUUCAUCUGCUCGCACUUACCCCUCCAUCCACAACCAACCCAACACAACUCCUCCCCGUCGGACAGUCUGACUUGACACUACAAAAAGUGCGUACACCCCGACUCCUCUCAAUUGCCUCGUACCGUCCUCUGCUCGGUCGAUUCCCAUCGUCUGCGGAUCAAUUGCUCCCAUCGCCCGAGGUGUCUGUUAUUACGUAGCCGUUGUACUGAUGUCUGUCUCUUUGGCUGCAGGCAAUCUUGCGACCCCGCACUCCGGCAGGUUGAUCAUCCAACACAAGCACCGCUCUCUCCCUAAUCCAAUUCUCACUAAAACAUCAAAUUAGUCAAAAUGGUAUUGCUCACUCGUUCGCUCUGCCGCUUCGCGCGUCCUGCACUCACAUCUUCCUUCCACUCUGCUGCGCGGCCGGCCCACAAUGCACGGGUGCUGUCUCGUGGGGCCCUCGCGCUGCGGCACAAUCUUGGGAGCAUCAGAACGCUGACAGGGAAACGUGAAAAGGUCAAGGUCCUCCUUGUGUUGUACGACGGCAAGAAGCACGCCGAGGAAGUGCCCGAGCUUCUAGGCACGACAGAGAACGAGCUCGGUAUCCGCAAAUGGCUUGAGGAUCAAGGACACACGCUCAUCACUACAUCCGACAAGGAGGGCGAGAACUCCAAGUUCGAUCAGGAGCUGGUUGACGCUGAGAUCAUCAUCACUACACCCUUCCACCCAGGUUACCUCACCGCCGAACGUCUCGCAAAGGCCAAGAAGCUGAAGCUUGCCAUCACUGCUGGUAUUGGAUCCGACCACGUCGACCUGAACGCUGCGAACACGACCAAUGGCGGCAUCACCGUUGCUGAAGUCACCGGCUCCAACGUCGUCUCGGUCGCCGAGCACGUCGUCAUGACCAUCCUCGUCCUCGUCCGCAACUUCGUCCCCGCACACGAACAAAUCCAGGCUGGUGAGUGGGAUGUCGCUGCCGCUGCCAAGAACGAGUUCGAUCUCGAGGGCAAGGUUGUCGGUACCGUCGCUGUAGGACGUAUUGGAGAGCGUGUCUUGAGACGUCUGAAGCCGUUCGACUGCAAGGAGCUUCUGUACUUCGACUACCAACCCCUCAAACCAGAGAUCGAGAAGGAGAUUGGUUGCCGACGUGUCACGGAUUUGGAGGAGAUGUUGUCACAGUGUGAUAUUGUUACCAUCAACUGCCCUCUCCACGAGAAGACCCGAGGUCUCUUCAACAAGGAAUUGAUCUCCAAGAUGAAGCCUGGCUCCUGGCUCGUCAACACCGCCCGUGGCGCCAUCGUCGUCAAGGAAGACGUCGCCGCGGCCCUCAAGUCCGGCCACCUCCGCGGCUACGGCGGUGACGUGUGGUUCCCGCAACCCGCACCCAAGGACCACCCCCUCCGCUACGCCAAGAACCCCUUCGGUGGCGGAAACGCCAUGGUUCCCCACAUGUCUGGCACGUCGCUCGAUGCGCAGAAGAGAUACGCCGACGGCACCAAGAGCAUCCUGGAGAGCUACCUGUCUGGAAAGCAUGAUUAUAGACCGCAGGAUUUGAUUGUGACGGGUGGUGAUUAUGCGACGAAGGCGUAUGGUGAGCGGGCUAAGAUUAGUGCAGCGAAUAAGGCAUAGGUGAGAGGACGAUACCAGUGGAUGAUGAAUCGAGGGAUUUGGAAAACAUGGCAAAAGUGUUAUGUGCUGUAGCUUUAGGAAUGGUACCUUUAACUUUGACGAUCGACGAU